Molecule: messenger RNA, 2682 nt
Organism: Leptosia nina
Lineage: Eukaryota; Metazoa; Arthropoda; Insecta; Lepidoptera; Pieridae
Source: the annotation of a GenBank genome assembly
AUGCUAAUACUGAUAAUAGUCCACUUUAUUACUCUCCCCGCACUGACGUCACGAGUAAACGGAGAUACGAUGGACGACAAAACGCAACCACUAAUAAGCUCCAGAGUAGUUCGGACUAAGUACGGUGACAUACGUGGUUUUAUAGUCAGCCCAGAAUCGAGGUAUCUAGAACCGGUUGAGGUGUUCCGAGGUGUCCCAUACGCGUCGCCUCCUGUGGGUUCCCUCCGUUUCAUGCCCCCCGUGUCUGGAGCGCAGUGGUCUGGUGUUAAAAUAGCUGAGGAGUUCAGCCCUGUAUGCCCACAAGUGCUACCUGAUAUACGAAAUGAAACAGCUGUGCUGAAGCGAAUAUCAAAGGGGCGAUUGGAGUAUUUGAAACGGAUCCUCCCAUUUCUGACUAAUCAAUCUGAAGAUUGCCUAUACUUGAACAUCUAUGCGCCAGCACAAGCUGGUGUACGUGACGCGGUGGCCAGGUAUCCAGUCCUUGUGUUUGUCCAUGGAGAAAGCUACGAGUGGAGCUCAGGGAAUCCAUAUGAUGGCACCGUACUUGCUUCCUACACUGGCCUCGUAGUCGUCACAAUCAAUUACAGAUUGGGCAUCUUGGGAUUCCUGAACCCCCGUUCAGAUGAUUUCCCGCGAUCCCCUGCUAAUUACGGGAUCAUGGAUCAAAUAGCAGCCCUCCACUGGAUCAAGGAAAAUGUAGCAGUCUUCGGUGGAGACCCCACAAAUGUAACCUUGAUGGGCCAUGGGACUGGCGCAGCUUGUGUGCACUUCUUGCUUACUUCAUUAGCUGUUCCUGAAGGUCUCCUCUUCCACAGAGCCAUCUUGAUGUCUGGUUCUGGACUCAGUCCCUGGUCACUCGUGGCAGAUCCAAAUAAGUACGCUGCAAUUGUAGCUACUCACUCCAACUGCUCUCCAGAUUUGACUCCACCAGCUCUACUGCGCUGUUUGAGAGAACGGCCACUGGAGACAUUAUUAUCAGCACCUGUCAAAGCACCGGACUUUUCGUAUGCUUUUGGCCCUAGCGUGGAUGGCGUUGUUAUAGACACCGGUGAUAUGAUGGGCAAUCCAGAAUCCGGAUACGAGUGGCAAAUGGCCCAUGGCCUUCAUGGGAAACCGGCCACAGCCGUCAAUAUUAUAAACGCCGUGCUUAUGAGAGAAAGCGCUGUUAAUCAACUUACAAAAUAUGAUAUAAUGCUUGGCGUGACAAAGGCGGAAGCGUAUUUCGCGUUUAGCGGAGAUGAUAUUCUGUUUGGCAUAGAAGCGGAUAGAAGGUCCAAGAUCCUGAAAGCUUUCGUCAGAAACACGUACAGCUACCACCUAUCGGAGAUACUAGCUACCAUCAUAAAUGAAUACACGGAUUGGGAGAAACCUGUACAGCAUCCCGUCAAUAUAAGGGAUGAAACACUGGAAGCAUUAAGUGACGCACAAGUGGUCGCUCCGAUCGUGUUAACAGCGGACACACACUCCGCGUUAAGAAGAAACUCUUACCUGUAUGUUUUCGAUUAUCAGACGAAGAACGGAGACUAUCCUCAGCGCCAAGGAUGUAUCCACGGAGAAGAUCUACCAUAUAUUUUUGGUGCGCCGUUAGUAGGAGGGCUGGCCCACUUCCCUGCAAACUACACCAAGGCAGAAAUUGGCUUAUCUGAGUCUGUCAUGCUGUACUGGGGUAACUUUGCUAAGACAGGAAAUCCAAAUGAAGCUCAAGAGAGUGAUCCAAUAAGAGCUGGUCGACAGGACAGAGUGAGAAUGAAGAAUUUUGAGUGGACCGCAUAUGAAGAAGUUCAUAAGAGAUACCUUAAUAUUGAUCUAAAAUUUAAACUGAAGAAUCAUUACAGAGCUCAUAGAUUAUCAUUUUGGUUGAACUUGAUACCAGAUCUACAUCGGCCUGGCGGUGAUGACGUACCGCAAUCGCACCAUCAAAUUGAACACGAAGAAUCCUCAUUACAGCCAACAUUAAAAACUUUUACUCCGCCAUUUAAGAAGGCAACGGAAAUAGUAUUCCCUGAUUCAGCGACUAAAGUACCUCUAUUAACAAUUCUAAAUGUGACAGCUCCGAUGAAUUUCAAUGUUAUCGGAAUGAACGUUGUGACGCAGAGCACUUCGUUAUCUGAUGUUCAUAAAUCUGAUACGCACAGUACCUCACCUCCAGAGGAUGGUUUUGCUGCUUAUUCAACCGCUUUAAGUGUAACUAUAGCCAUUGGUUGCUCGCUACUAAUUCUCAACGUAUUGAUAUUUGCCGGUGUAUACUAUCAAAGAGAUAAAACUAGAAUGAACGGUCAAGGCGAUCCAAAUUCACAUCUGAAGAAACGUGUUGAGAACGGUCAAAUGCCUAAUAAUAUUUGCGGUGAUUUGGAGAGCGCACUGUCAUUUCAAACAAGCCUUAAGAACGACCCAGCUACAAUACUAAGCCAUCACCAUACGCAUUCGCAUCACCAACUUCCUCCACCGGAAUUUGCAGACCUGCCCAGUAACAACGUGUCUGCAAUGGCUACUUUGCCGAGGGCUCCACCGCCUCCCAAAAUCGGCAAAAGUAAUAUUAACACGUUAGCAAGUGGUCAGUUGCAAGAAAAUCAGCCGCUGCUCUCGCAUCAAAUGCAGAUGAUCAACACAAAUACGCUGACGAAGAAGAACACCCAACUGAACGCUAAGUCCAACGUGACAAUGGAAGAGUUGAGGGUGUGA